This is a messenger RNA of Lachancea meyersii CBS 8951, 1038 nucleotides long. The record is from the annotation of a GenBank genome assembly. Lineage: Eukaryota; Fungi; Ascomycota; Saccharomycetes; Saccharomycetales; Saccharomycetaceae.
AUGACGACUACAGUGCCCAAAGUUUUUGCUUUCCACGAGUUCACAGGGGUGGCAGAGGCCGUUGCAGACCAUGUUGUGAACGCACAGAACUUGGCACUUUCCAAAGAGCCCUUUGCCAUUCGAAAUGGCGGUGGCGCAAGUGGCAGCGGAAGUACUCAAGCGGCCAAUGGGUCGCUGGCAGUGCCACAAUUGUCGGGGCACGUGUCGCGUCAGGCCAGCACCAGAAGCAUAUCGGGUCGAGAGCCCAGCACGCCUGCAAGCGGGUCGUCAAAUCCUAAUAUUCGUUCUCCCAGUAGUAGCAAGCUGAAAAAAAUCAAGGAGAAACGAUUCAAAAUUGCACUUUCCGGUGGGUCCCUCAUCCAAGUUUUGCACGAGGGCCUUUUCAAGCGACAGGAUGUGCAAUGGGGCAAGUGGGAUAUCUAUUUUGCAGACGAAAGACUGGUGCCCUUUGACUCGCCGGAGUCGAAUUUUGGGCUCACGAAACGCAAAAUCCUCGACCUUAUCGACACCGCGACUUACGGCUCGCCCCGUGUCUUUCACAUCAAUGAAGCGCUGAUCGAGGAUCCUCAGGAAUGUGCCGAUGACUACGAAAAAUUGCUGAUAAAGGGCUUUGCUGGCAGAGACUCUGUGAAACUUCCGAUGUUCGACCUUUUCCUGCUGGGGUGCGCACCCGAUGGCCACAUCGCGUCAUUAUUCCCCAAUUUCCAAGAAAACCUCAGAGAAAAUUUGGCAUGGGUGGUCUCCGUCACCGAUGCACCCAGCGGGCCCUCGAACAGAAUAUCGUUAACUAUCCCAGUUAUUUGCCACUCUCAUCAGGUCACAUUUGUGGUGGAGGGCGCUACAAAAGCCCCAGUUGUAAAAACGAUCAUGGAACGCCCGGAGAAAGGUUUGCCCAGUAGUAUUGUUAAUGAAGGAGCCGCAGGACGUGUUGCCUGGUUUGUUGAUGACGACGCAUUGACCGAUGUUUUCGUAACGAAAAAGAAGUACAAAUUUUUGGUCCACACUCAAGAACCCGAACGAGCUCACACCGAGAGCUAG